This is a messenger RNA of Astyanax mexicanus (Mexican tetra), 689 nucleotides long. RefSeq names its product CDGSH iron-sulfur domain-containing protein. Gene Ontology annotation, molecular function: 2 iron, 2 sulfur cluster binding. The coding region runs from base 150 to 515 and encodes 121 amino acids. Lineage: Eukaryota; Metazoa; Chordata; Actinopteri; Characiformes; Acestrorhamphidae. Gene Ontology annotation, biological process: regulation of autophagy. Gene Ontology annotation, cellular component: mitochondrial outer membrane; intracellular membrane-bounded organelle. The transcript is spliced from 3 exons. The record is from RefSeq and is a predicted model, not a curated record.
GACAGGGCGGUGACGUUGGCGGUAGAGUUACGCAGUGUCAGAGCGGAGAGAGGGAGAUCCGGGCAGCGACCUUGUAGAUCAGCUUCAGCUUCAGCUCUGCUAAUAUAAAUCUCCCAUUCACCUCAUAAACCAGCUCCAGCACCUCCACCAUGCCCCUGCAGCUUUCCGCGCUCUCAGCACUCUCCAACCAGGCGGGGGUCUCCGGAUUCAGGGUCUCUAAAGAUCACCUGAUCAUCGUCGUUCCUGUUGCAGUGACUGCGGCUGUGGGGACCUUCCUGCUCACCAGGUACUUCAGCACACAGAGCUGCUCCAAGGGCAAAGUGAACCUGGAGCACAACAAAGACAGCGCUAAAGUGGUGCACAGCUUCGACAUCGAGGACAUCGGCAAGAAGGCCGUCUACUGCCGCUGCUGGAGGUCCAAGAAGUUCCCCUACUGUGAUGGUGCACACACUAAACACAAUGAGGAGACCGGAGACAACGUAGGUCCUCUCAUCAUCAAGAGGAAAGAUGCAUAAUCUGCUCCGUCUGCCUGGUGCUGCUGUGUUAAAUGUGUUAAGGGUCAUGUGUUCUAUGAGUGUGCAUUCAUACCCACAUGUCAUUACAGGGUCCUCUCAUUCCUGUAUCUUCUCAUAUACUGUACAGAAUUUUGGGAAAUGCUAAAAUCACAAAUACAGUAUUUUUUCAAGCUC